Messenger RNA from Funneliformis mosseae, 1800 nucleotides. The record is from the annotation of a GenBank genome assembly. NCBI's taxonomy places the organism in Eukaryota, Fungi, Glomeromycota, Glomeromycetes, Glomerales, Glomeraceae.
GAUAUGGUACCAAGAAUUGCAUCAAUAUCCGUCUAUGGAGUAGUAAACCUGAGCGCCAAUUUGAUCUUAACCGAUUUAACGAAGGUCAAUAUGAACAGGCUGUCCAAGAACAAAUGAAAGCUGAAAAUAUAACUGCUGUGUUGUAUCCUAACGACAAUCAUAUGGUUGGCAAGGAAUUACGUCUUAAACAACAAUAUUUCUGGGUAGCUGCUAGUCUUCACGAUAUCGUUCGCCGCUUCAAAAAAUCACAAAGAUCAUGGACCGAAUUCCCUAAUCAGGUUGCCAUCCAAUUGAAUGACACUCAUCCAACACUUGCUAUUGUCGAACUUCAAAGAAUAUUGGUCGAUCUUGAAGGACUUGACUGGGAUGAUGCAUGGGGCAUUGUCACCCGAACAUUUGCUUUCACAAAUCACACUAUUCUUCCCGAAGCUAUGGAAAGAUGGCCAGUUCCCAUGGUGUCAUAUUUGUUACCAAGACAUAUGCAGAUCAUUUUCGAUAUCAAUUUAUUCUUCUUACAAAAAGUUGAAAAGGCUUAUCCCAAAGAUCGUGACAUUUUAGCCAAAUUAUCUAUUAUUGAGGAGUCAUCACCACAAUUCGUGAGAAUGGCACAUCUUGCCAUCGUUGGUUCACAUCGUGUCAAUGGUGUUGCUGAGUUACAUUCAAGCUUAAUCAAAACAACGAUUUUUAAAGAUUUCGUUGGUUUUUAUGGUGAUAAAAAAUUCGAGAACAAGACAAACGGCAUUACUCCUCGCAGAUGGUUACAUCAGGCAAAUCCUAAAUUAAGUGAUUUAAUAACCGAGACCUUAGGAAAUAAAGAUUGGCUAAAGAACCUUUAUUUAUUGAAAGGACUUGAAAAAUGUGUUGACAAAAAAGAUUUCAGAAAACGUUGGGUUGAUGUUAAACAUUCAAACAAGGCUCGUCUGGCUAAAUACAUCGAAAAAUCUACUGGAAUUAUUGUAAAUCCAAAUGCUUUGUUUGACGUUCAAGUUAAAAGAAUCCAUGAAUAUAAAAGACAAUUUAUGAAUAUCUUGAGUGUCAUUCACCGAUAUAAUGCAUUGAAAAAGAUGGACACAAAAGAACGAGCCAAAUCUGUUCCUCGAGUUGUCAUUUUUGGAGGAAAGGCUGCCCCCGGUUAUUACAUUGCAAAAUUGGUGAUUAAAUUGAUAAAUAGUGUUGCCGAAGUUGUGAACAAAGACAUUUCAAUUGAAGAUACCUUGAAGGUUGUUUUUAUCCCAGAUUAUAAUGUCUCAGUUGCCGAAAUUAUUAUUCCAGCCUCGGACAUUUCGCAACAUAUUUCAACAGCCGGUACAGAAGCUUCUGGAACCAGUAACAUGAAAUUUGUUUUAAACGGAGGUUUAAUUCUCGGUACAGUUGACGGUGCUAAUAUUGAAAUUCAUGAAGAAAUUGGUGACGAGAACAUUUUCAUGUUUGGACAUUUGGCUGAUAGAGUCGAUGACUUGAGACAUGCGCAUAGAUACCGUAACGUACCAAUGGAUCCCGCUUUACAAGCGGUAGUAAACGACAUCGAAUCAGGUCACUUUGGAGAUUCGCGUAUUUUUGCACCCUUAAUCAACACACUGACUCACGGUAAAGACUAUUAUCUAAUCUCUGAUGAUUUCGAAUCAUACCUUAAUGCACAAAUUUUGGUGGAUGAAGCUUAUAAAGAUCAAGAAGGAUGGUCAAAAAAGAGUAUCUUGUGUGCUGCAAAUAUGGGCAAAUUCUCAUCCGAUCGUGCUAUCAAAGAAUACGCAAAUCAGAUAUGGAAAAUUGAUCCUGUACUUGUUGAAACUAAGCAAUGUA